AUGGAGGAAAUGACAGCAGCGAGGUGUCCAGUGAUGGGGGAAGUGACAGCAGAGCGUUCUCCAGCAGCAGACCAGAUGUCCGGUUGUCUCUUCUGCACGGCAGUCGGUGAGGAGAAGCUGGAAGAAGCUCGUCAGAAAUCCCAGAGAAUGAUUUUCGGCUCCAGCCGGGCGUUUCUGCCCUCGGAUGUCCAGCCCCAUCAAUCCCAUCCAAAUUCCUACCAGGAGAUUGUAGAGGGGAGGAUGGCCGAGCACUACGAGUGUGUGGGGGCCGGCGCUCCUGGUCACAGGGGAUUGGGAGAACGCCGUCAUCGCCCUUCACCAAAGCCAUCAAUCUGUGUCCAGAGAAGAUGGAGUUGUAUGUCAGGCGGGCCGAAGCCUUCCUCCAGCUGGGUGACUUCCAGUCUGCAGCCGUCAACCUACAGAAAGCCUGUUCUGGUUCCGAUCCGUCGGGGGAGCACAUAGAGCUGCUGGCCACCACAUACUACCUGCAGGGACAGAGCCUGUUGGAGCAGAAGUGUCCUAUGGAUGCCAUGGAGUGCUUCACCCGAGCAGCCGAGCUGCAGCCGCAGAACAGACAUUAUCGCAUGCACAGUAUCUGCUGCCUGGCGGCUCUGGGAAGAUAUGCGGAAUGCCUCGGCCUUCUCAAUAAGCAGCUGGAAGAGGAAGGCGGGAAUCCUGAUUUGUACAUUGUGCGGGCCAGGCUCUAUGACCACCUCAACAAGACCACGCUGACCUAUCAGGACACUCAGAGGGCUCUGUUCCUGGACCCACAGCACCAGGAAGCCAUAAAAAUGAAAGCCAAGCUGGUAGCAAAAGCAGAAGAGGCCAAGGAUAAAGCGGUGAAUUGUGCCGUGCAGGGCCAGCUACACGACGCCUUGCAGAAGAUCUCUUAUGCCAUAGAGAACAACCCGUCGGCAGGCGGAUAUCACAUCUUCCGGGGCAUCGUGUACAGGAAGAUGCAGGAUUUCAGCCCAGCGGUGGAAGACUUUGUACAGGCCAUGCAGCUUUGUAAUGCAGACGGCGUACCUGACUUGCAGCUGCACUGGGAGGCCGAGAAGCAGCUGAUCCUCACCUACAAUGACUUCGCUGUGCAUUGUUACAUGAAAGGCUUCUACCGGGAUGGCGUGCUGUUACUGAACAAGGCCCUAAAAGGGGAAAAAACCAAGAAAGAGCUUUACAUGAACCGAGGAGAUUGCUUCCUCCGGCUGGGGAGGUGACGUUUAUACCCCUGGCGGAUUACCAGCAGGCGUUUGAGCUGGAUGAUGGAGAUUGGGGUGUGAGGAGUCGUAUAGCGAUAGCUCCUGGAUGAUCUGGGGGUGGGGGCUCAUCACGUGAGGCAGUACCAGCAGGCUGAGCAUCACUUCUCAGAAGCCAUCAAGAAGAACCCGCUCCUGCCUGAGCCGUAUCUCCACCGCGCGCAACUCAGGCGUCAGCUGCAGAACAACACGGACUGGCAGGAGGACGCCGUCACCUCCAUCCUGCUGAACCCGAAAAGUGAGGAGGUGUCACCCACCGUAAUGAACUUCUUCCCCGGGAAUUCUCUGGAGGAGGUUCUGAACAGCACACUGGCCACCAGAGCUGACUAUCUACUGAAGAGGAGCCUGAAUAAUCUGCCCAAUAAUGGGAGGGGAACAUGGGAGCCGCCCCCUUCAGGGAACGUCGCUCCACCCAAUCAGAGCUGA
Staurois parvus is the source of this 1682-nucleotide messenger RNA. NCBI's taxonomy places the organism in Eukaryota, Metazoa, Chordata, Amphibia, Anura, Ranidae. The record is from the annotation of a GenBank genome assembly.